This is a messenger RNA of Rana temporaria (common frog), 1302 nucleotides long. RefSeq names its product zinc finger protein 501-like. Gene Ontology annotation, biological process: regulation of transcription by RNA polymerase II; central nervous system development. NCBI's taxonomy places the organism in Eukaryota, Metazoa, Chordata, Amphibia, Anura, Ranidae. Gene Ontology annotation, molecular function: DNA-binding transcription factor activity, RNA polymerase II-specific; RNA polymerase II cis-regulatory region sequence-specific DNA binding. The annotation marks the transcript as partial. The transcript has 3 exons. Gene Ontology annotation, cellular component: nucleus. The record is from RefSeq and is a predicted model, not a curated record.
AUGACCAGUGUCACUGUCCAGUCAGAGCUCCAAAUCACAGAGGAGGGGGAGAUCGUGGGUGGGGGCAGCAACGAGGCUCAGGCUACAAUGUCUCAGACUGUGAGGGACGGUGCCAUCCUUCCAACAGAGAAGAGGUUUUUCUGUACUGAGUGCGGGAAGUGUUUCCAUUCUAAAUCUAAUCUUAAUGUGCAUAUAAGAUCUCACACAGGGGAGAAGCCGUAUUCCUGUUCUGAGUGUGGGAAAUGUUUUUCACGGAAGUCCCAUCUUUACACACAUCAGAGAUCUCACACAGGGGAAAAGCCGUAUUCCUGUCCUGAGUGUGGGAAAUGUUUUUCAGAUAAGUCCAGUCUUUCCAAACAUCAGAGAUCUCACAUGGGAGAGAAGCCGUAUUCCUGUCCUGAGUGUGGGAAAUGUUUUUCACAGAGGUCACAUCUUUCCACACAUCAGAUAUUUCACACGGGGGAGAAGCCGUAUUCCUGUCCUGAGUGCGGGAAAUGUUUUUCAGAUAAGUCCAGUCUUUACAGACAUCAGAGAUUUCACACGGGGGAGAAGCCGUAUUCCUGUCCUGAGUGCAGGAAAUGUUUUACACAGAAAUCCAGUCUUUACACACAUCAGAGAUCUCACACAGGUGAGAAGCCAUAUUCCUGUCCUGAGUGUGGAGAAUGUUUUUCACAAAAUUCUAAUCUUAAAAAACAUCAGAGGCUCCACAUAGCUGGGAAACCAUAUUCCUGUCCUGAGUGUGGGAAACUUUUUUCACAGAAGUCAACUCUUUACAGCCAUCAGAGAUCUCACACAGGGGAGAAGCAAUUCUUAUGUCCUGAGUGUGGAAAAUGUUUUUCACGGAAGUCCCAUCUUUACAGCCAUCAGAGAUUUCACACAGGGGAGAAGCCAUUUUCAUGUCCUGAGUGCGGGAAAUGGUUUUCCCAGAAGUACCAUCUUUACAGCCAUCAAAGAUCUCACACGGGGGAAAAGCCAUUUUUAUGUUCUGAGUGCGGGAAAUGUUUUUCACGGAAGUCCCAUCUUCACACACAUCAGAGAUCUCACACGGGGGAGAAGCCGUAUUCCUGUCUUGAGUGCGGGAAAUGUUUUUCAAAGGAGUUCAAUCUUUACAAACAUCAGAAAUGUCACACAGGAGAGAAGCCCCUUUCCUGUCCUGAGUGUGGGAAAUGUUUUUCAGACAAGUUCAGUCUUUCCAGACAUCAGAGAUCUCACACGGGGGAGAAGCCGUAUUCCUGUCCUGAGUGUGGGAAAUGUUUUUCAGAGAAGUCCAGUCUUUCCAGACAUCAGAGAUCUCACACAGGG